CGUUUGACACUAUUGACAGUGACAAUUACCAACUGAGUUUAUUAUUGUUUUUAUUUAAGGCUUAUUUAUUUUAGUACAGAUUUGUUUCUUGUGUAACUAAAAUCGAAAUAGCCAGAAACUAUGGUCGAAGAAACUUCAAAUAAUUGCAACAAACCAAAACUUAAAACCAACAAACCCAAAUCAGUUUAUGAGUGGAAUGUGCGAGAUGUACAAAACUGGCUCCGGAGGCACUGUGGUGAUUACCACCCUUUGUAUGCAGAUAAUUUUGUUCAGCAUGAUAUUACAGGUAGAGCCUUAAUUAGAAUGAAUGAUAACUCACUUUAUAGGUUGGGGAUAACAGAGGCACUUCACAGAGAAGCAAUAUGGAGAGAAAUCUUGAAACUGCGACUUAAAACCGAUAUUAUAGAAAUCAGAGAUUUACAACACAGGACAAGUUCCUGAAGAACUGCUUGUUGUGUUCGAAUAAUAUUUUUUAAUAUUUAUUAUAAACCCAAAAACUAAAUUUUGGGACAAGCUAUAAGACGCAUGUAAUCAUUUUUUUAAAUGUAAUUGUAUAGUUUCAACUUUUUUUGAAAUAAAAGAAUAUUUAAUUAGUUAA
Messenger RNA from Anthonomus grandis grandis, 598 nucleotides. Its product is annotated as protein aveugle. Bases 121 to 441 code for a protein of 106 amino acids. Gene Ontology annotation, cellular component: cytoplasmic side of plasma membrane. NCBI's taxonomy places the organism in Eukaryota, Metazoa, Arthropoda, Insecta, Coleoptera, Curculionidae. The transcript has 3 exons. The record is from RefSeq and is a predicted model, not a curated record. Gene Ontology annotation, biological process: cell surface receptor protein tyrosine kinase signaling pathway. Gene Ontology annotation, molecular function: protein binding.